AUGGUAGGCUGUGACUUAUUCGAGUUCGAGUCAGCACACUACGUUCUACUUGUAGAUUAUUACUCGAUGUACAUUGACGUACAGAAACUUGGAACUCAGUCAACGUCGUCCGUGAUCAAGGUCCUAAAGUCCAUCUUCAGCUGCCAUGGACUACCCAACAAACUACGCUCAGAUAAUGGUCCACAGUUAAGUUCGGCAGAAUUCAAGAGUUUCUGUUCUGAGCUGGGAAUAGGGCACGAGACAUCUAGCCCACACGUCCAAAGCUCUUACGGCGAGGCUGAGAGAGCUAUACAGACAAUCAAAAUACUUUGGAAAAAGUCAGCAGACAAGCAAUUAGCCCUGCUAGACAACCGCACAACCCCACUCGAUGGGAUCAACUUGACGCCGUCCCAACUCCUAAUGGGAAGACGUCCAAGGAACACUUUACCAGCGUCCAAGGACAUACUCAAACCAAGCACACACGACAACAUAAGGAUACAGACCCAUUUCAACCAGCAGAAGAAGAGACAAAAGUUUUACUACGACAACCGUAGAGGAGCAAAGGAGUUGUCCCCCCUCAGUGCUGGGGACUGUGUCCGCAUCAGUCCCAACCCCAACUCCUCGCCCAAAACCUGGACACCAGGAACAGUGGUUAAGCGAUACAACAAACCUCGUUCCUAUGUUGUCGCCAGCGGCGAUCGCACCUAUCGUCGGAACCGGAAGCACCUGUGGUUGGCGACCCCUUCGACAAACCAAACCGCAGCAAACAUUGAACCUGACCCGCCACUACGGACGUCAUACCGGAGGAGACAAAUUACGAACAGACUAGUGAUGAACCAGUAA
This is a messenger RNA of Mizuhopecten yessoensis (Yesso scallop), 822 nucleotides long. RefSeq lists its product as uncharacterized. Bases 1 to 822 code for a protein of 273 amino acids. Gene Ontology annotation, biological process: DNA integration. The transcript has a single exon. Lineage: Eukaryota; Metazoa; Mollusca; Bivalvia; Pectinida; Pectinidae. The record is from RefSeq and is a predicted model, not a curated record. Gene Ontology annotation, molecular function: nucleic acid binding.